Messenger RNA from Babesia bigemina, 1083 nucleotides. RefSeq lists its product as hypothetical. The record is from RefSeq and is a predicted model, not a curated record. Lineage: Eukaryota; Apicomplexa; Aconoidasida; Piroplasmida; Babesiidae. Bases 1 to 1083 code for a protein of 360 amino acids. The transcript has 4 exons.
AUGUUUGGCGGUUUCAACGAUCAGGACGCCUUUGGCGCCAACUGGAACUUGGACGAGAUCCAGCAGCUUGAGGACAUCACGGCGGGAGGCUUCAUCGAGGACGAUGCGCUACCACCGCAUGAUAACCUGGCGCUGAAUGCGGACAAGGUAGCGCCGACCAAGCAGGCCAUGAUGCCCGCCAAGAUCGGCAUGAUAGUGUCUGCGUGGAAGGGCGAGACCUCCUACAUUCAAUUUUUCAACAAGAUACCAGACAUCGUAAAGAUUUUGGGUCGCAUAGAGAAAUACAAGAGCACGGAGGAGAACACGAUGAUCGUUCUCGACGACGGCACUGGCCGCGUGCCGUGCAUCUACGUCCACCCCAGCGACAUGACCUCGUUCCGGCAGCGGGAGCUCGACAGGGUGCUGCAGUCGCAGAAGAUGGUGGUAGUGUACGGCACUUACAAUCCCAUCUACAGUGUGAAGUGCCCCGCGCUGAUCAUUUUCAAGAUCCGCGAGGUCUGCGCUCCGGACGAGUUCGCGUUGCAUGAGCUGGACGUGAUGCACAUGAUCCUGCGCAACGAGCGCGAUGGCACACCACUUCAGACAGUGGACGUGGGCUACGUGCUGCAAGACUACGCUCCCAAGCCGGUCGAACUUAUGGGUGACCCGGUGGAUAGCGGCAUGCCGACCAUGCCAACGUCUGCCGCCAUUAAUAUGCACAACAACGGCGCUCCCGGUUCUGACUCCAGCGUGAAUUCCGCAUUCUCUCCAGGAGUGACAUCGAACUCUUCACCAGCGAUGCCUUCCACCAUGACGCCGGGUGGGGGGUCGGUGUCGACUCCCGGCACCGCUGGAGCCAACACUCCGGACUGCCAGGGCCCUCUCACGUUGAUGAAGUAUAUCGCGCACCUUCUGGCUGCGGAAACGCGCAAUGGCAACCUGAACGGUCUGCAUGUAGGAGAGAUAACCCGGCUGUGCAAACAGCAGCGCAACUUCCAAUCCAUAUCUGAGCAACACGUGCGAAAGGUUUUGGCGGAGCUGGAGAAGGACGCCACGGUCUACCAGACGGUAGAUGCCCACACGUUUGCGUCCACGGACGCUUGA